Messenger RNA from Microthlaspi erraticum, 723 nucleotides. Lineage: Eukaryota; Viridiplantae; Streptophyta; Magnoliopsida; Brassicales; Brassicaceae. The record is from the annotation of a GenBank genome assembly.
AUGGCGAGCGAGCUGAUCAAUCGGAGACACGAGGCGGACCAACCCGUCGCCGAUGCUUACUACCCGAAACCUAUCAAAUCGUGGUUCUUAGUGACCCGUCCGAUGCGUUACAUGCUCCGAGAGCAGAGGCUUCUCUUUGUUCUCGUCGGCAUUGCAAUCGCGACGUUGGUUUUCACACUUUUCCCUCGUUCCACCCAAUCCGUGGACUACUCGGAUCCGUUCUCCGGUUACGGAAUCAGGACCGACGAACCGUACCUCCCGGCGGUGCAGGCUCAGAGGAAGCCUAGCCUCGAGUACCUGAACCGGAUCGGAGCAACAGGCGGGAAAAUCCCACUCGGAUUGAAACGCAAAGGGCUAAGAGUCGUGGUGACCGGUGGAGCCGGGUUCGUGGGAUCGCAUCUGGUGGAUCGGCUGAUGGAAAGAGGAGACACCGUGAUCGUCGUCGACAAUUUCUUCACGGGUCGGAAGGAGAACGUGAUGCACCAUUUCGGCAACCCUAAUUUCGAGCUCAUCCGUCACGAUGUCGUCGAGCCGAUCCUCCUUGAGGUUGAUCAGAUCUAUCAUUUGGCAUGCCCUGCCUCCCCUGUCCACUACAAAUUCAAUCCCGUCAAGACUAUCAUAUCCUUUCCAUUUUCAAUUUUCUCGAUUUCAAUUUUCCAUGGAAUUGUUGCUGCUUGUUCGUUCCUUGACUCGAAUGAAGGGUAUACAAGACGAAUGUGGUAG